Molecule: messenger RNA, 2358 nt
Organism: Mesocricetus auratus (golden hamster)
Lineage: Eukaryota; Metazoa; Chordata; Mammalia; Rodentia; Cricetidae
Product: cytochrome P450 2D20
Exons: 10
Coding region: 783-2285 (500 amino acids)
Biological process (GO): arachidonate metabolic process; xenobiotic metabolic process
Cellular component (GO): cytoplasm; intracellular membrane-bounded organelle
Molecular function (GO): heme binding; iron ion binding; oxidoreductase activity, acting on paired donors, with incorporation or reduction of molecular oxygen, reduced flavin or flavoprotein as one donor, and incorporation of one atom of oxygen
Source: RefSeq, a predicted model, not a curated record
GUCCCAGAACAUGUGCUCUUCUGAGGCUCCCGAGGCUGCUUCCCUUGUGUGUGGCCUGUGGUGAGCCCUUCCUGCCAUUACAGUAGGCAUUUCCUCUGUGGCUCCGUGUCCCUGCCUCAGCCCGGUUCUCCUGGUCUCUGAACAAUCCUCAGUUUCCGUUGGUCACAGCUAAGAGGUGCCCAGGUGGAGUGGUUGGCCUUCCUCAUGAGUUGAGUGACCGCACGCCUGGCUCCCCAGGCUGUAGCUGCCUUCCCCACACUGCCUCUCCCUCACCAUCAUUGGCUAGACACACACGCCAUCUCAGUGGCCCUUGCAGCUCAGUGAUAGUGUCUGCAACGCCAGCCACACCUCAUGUCCUACUCACCAACGGAGCUUUAAUGGGCUUAGAUCAAUUCUAAGACAAUGUCCACAGGCCCCUCAGAGCUCGGCCUGUGUGGUAUGCGUCUCACUGACUUUGCUGCACCUGAGGCAGGGUCCACUGGUUCACAGGGCCCAACCCUAUGUAACCACUAUGUAUGCUCCCUGGGGAGAAACUGAGCUUCGCCAUGGAUAAGCACCCGAGGGGAAAAGAGGAGGAGAAAACUAUGAGCUGACUUUCCCUGCCCCAUUCUCACCUCUCUUUACACAACCUGGAUGAACAGUAAACACAGCUUCUUGGCUCAAGGCAGAGAGCAAAGUGCAGCCUUUCCCCCUUCAUAAGGGACCAGGGGAUGAGUGUGUCCUCAGAGUGUCUUUCUGAUCCUGGGUGUCACUGAAACAGUCUGGAAAGCAGUGGGGCAGCCAUGGUACUGCUGAUUGGAGAUGGCCUGUGGUCUGGGGUCAUAUUCACGGCCCUCUUCCUGCUUCUGGUGGACCUGAUGCACCGACGCAAGUUCUGGAGGGCCCGCUACCCUCCAGGUCCUAUGCCACUACCUGGACUGGGCAACCUGCUGCAGGUGGACUUCGAGAACAUGCCAUAUAGUUUAUACAAGUUCCAACAGCGCUAUGGAGAUGUGUUCAGCCUGCAGAUGGCCUGGAAGCCUGUGGUGGUGAUCAAUGGACUGAAGGCAGUGCGGGAAGUGCUGGUGAACUGUGGAGAGGACACCGCUGACCGCCCUCCAGUGCCCAUCUUUAAUCACCUGGGCUACCGGCCUAAAUCUCAAGGUGUGGUGUUUGCACGUUAUGGACCCCAGUGGAGAGAGCAGCGUCGAUUUUCUGUGUCUACCAUGCGAGACUUCGGCGUGGGCAAGAAGUCACUGGAGCAGUGGGUGACAGAGGAGGCUGGCCACCUCUGUGACGCCUUCACCCAGGAGGCUGGACAUCCCUUUAAUCCCAUCACCCUCCUGAAUAAAAGUGUAUGCAAUGUGAUUUCAUCCCUCAUUUAUGCCCAUCGCUUCGACUAUGAAGACCCUUUCUUCAACAAGCUGCUCAAGACGUUACAGGAAAGCUUUGGAGAGGACUCUGGCUUCAUUGCUGAGGUGCUGAACGCAGUCCCAGUGCUGCUUCGGAUCCCUGGGCUGCCAGGCAAAGCCUUCCCCAAGCUAACCACAUUCAUGGAUUCCCUAUAUAAGAUGCUGAUUGAGCACAAGACAACCUGGGAUCCUGCACAGCCACCCCGAGGUCUGACAGAUGCCUUCCUGGCUGAGGUGGAGAAGGCCAAGGGGAGACCUGAGAGCAGCUUCAAUGAUGAGAACCUGCAUGUGGUGGUGGCUGACCUGUUCAUUGCAGGGAUGGUGACCACGUCAACCACACUGUCCUGGGCCCUGCUAUUGAUGAUCCUGCACCCGGAUGUGCAGAGCCGUGUCCAACAGGAAAUUGACGAUGUCAUAGGGCAGGUGCGGCGUCCAGAGAUGGCAGACCAGGCCCGCAUGCCCUACACCAAUGCUGUCAUUCACGAGGUGCAGCGAUUCGGAGACAUUGCCCCAGUGAAUGUACCACAUAUGACAUCCCGUGAUGUCGAAGUACAGGGUUUCCUCAUCCCCAAGGGGACGACCCUCAUCCCCAACCUGUCCUCAGUGCUGAAGGAUGAGACUGUCUGGGAGAAGCCCCUCCACUUCCAUCCUGAACACUUCCUGGAUGCCCAGGGCCGCUUUGUGAAGCACGAGGCCUUCAUGCCAUUCUCAGCAGGCCGCAGAGCAUGUCUGGGGGAGCCCCUGGCCCGCAUGGAGCUCUUCCUCUUCUUCACCUGCCUCCUGCAGCGCUUUAGCUUCUCGGUGCCCGCUGGGCAGCCCCGGCCCAGCGACCAAGGCGUCUUCGCCUUGCCUGUUACCCCGACCCCCUACGAGCUCUGUGCAGUCGUGCGCUAGCAAGGACAGCAGCUCCAUCCUCCUCCCCAGCUCGUGCUGCGUGAUGUCCAAUAAACCAGACCUGUGGCUGUCA